AUGAAAAUACUCUUUGUUUUUGCACACCCAGAUAAGAGAUCUUUUAAUUAUUCUUUAUUGAAUGCUGCUGUAAAACGUUUGGAAGAAAAUGGACACAUUGUAAAAGUUAGUGAUUUAUAUCGUAUGAAAUGGAAGGGUAUUGUUGAUGAAGAUGAUUUUUUGAAUCAUGAGAAGGGUGCUAGAUUAAAAGUGGUUUUAAGUUCUACAAUAGCUUACGAAGAACAUCAAUUAACAGAAGAUGUUUUAACAGAACAAGGAAAAUUGAAUUGGGCUGAUAUUGUUAUUUUCCAAUUCCCAUUAUGGUGGUUUACUAUGCCGGCGAUCAUGAAAGGUUGGUUUGAUAGGGUAUUUACAAGCGGAUAUGCCUAUAACAUUGGUGAACAUAAUAAAAAUAGAUCUGGUGAUAGAUAUGGUGAGGGUAUGAUGGCUGGUAAACGUGCAUUUUGUAUAAUCACCGCAGGAGGUAGGGAACAACAUUUUUCCAAAAGAGGUAUCAAUGGUGACAUUAACGAUAUAAUCUUUCCGAUUAAUCAUGGGAUGUUAUUCUAUCCUGGUUUUACUGUCUUGCCACCUGUUGUUAUAUUUAGGGUAGAUUCGAAAAGCACAGAAAUAUAUGAUCAAGCUGAGAAGGAUAUUUUGGAACGUAUGGACAAUAUUGCCAAUAUUGAACCGAUUAACUACAGGAAACAAAAUUACGGUGAUUAUAAGAUUCCAGAAUUAACACUGAAAGAUGGAAUUGAACAACCUCUUCGCACUCAUUUUGAUAUUCAUAUUAAUAGAGAUUAA
This is a messenger RNA of Maudiozyma barnettii, 786 nucleotides long. RefSeq names its product NAD(P)H-dependent oxidoreductase. The coding region runs from base 1 to 786 and encodes 261 amino acids. Gene Ontology annotation, cellular component: cytosol. Gene Ontology annotation, molecular function: NAD(P)H dehydrogenase (quinone) activity. The record is from RefSeq and is a predicted model, not a curated record. Lineage: Eukaryota; Fungi; Ascomycota; Saccharomycetes; Saccharomycetales; Saccharomycetaceae. The transcript has a single exon.